CUUUUUUUUCGCAGACAACGCUGAGGAGCUUUUUGUUCUUCGACUUCGACCAGCACACAAUGUCCUCUUUUUUUACGGUCCCCGCCUCUCAGCGCAAGAGAAAAAGAGCGGAAAACGCCAAUUCGACUUCGAAGAAACGCAAUGUAGGCACGGACAGCGCUCCAUCCGCCAAAGCACCUCGCCGCGCACAACGGGAUGAAUCGAUAUCUGGGAGCGACGACUCAGACGAUGAUGGCGAAGCAGGUUUUUUUGAGGAUCCCGAUGAGUCCUCAGAAGAUUCUGAAGAUGAGAACGAAACUGCGGCGGAAAAGCGCUUGAGACUUGCCGAACGAUAUCUCGAGAAUAUCCGAAAUGAAGUCGAAGAUGACGGUGGCUUCGAUGCUGCAGAUAUUGAUAAAGAUUUGAUUGCAGAAAGGCUGAAGGAGGAUGUCGCAGAGACGAAAGGAAAGAUUUACAGAAACAUUGCCAAUAAACUGGAUUUCGACAAUGCACCUCACGUCAUGGGAAAAUCUGGUUUACAGAAGGCGAUAACAGGAUGUGCAUUGCGAUUGCCAUAUGCGUGGACUAUUAGCAAAGAUAUAGUUGUGGAGAAAUGGGAGGUUGCAGACCCAAAGAUGUACAACUCCACGGACCCUGGCCGACCGACCAACAUAACGCCACGACGGACGCCUAAACGACUAUUCUGGCGGAAAGGAAACGUGCACAAGAAAGGUGACCGAGACUUUCUUGGCCAUACUGGCGAAAUUAUAUCCAUUGCUGUAUCGGAUUCUGGACGCUUCCUGGCUACUGGAGACAGACAUGCCCGCUUGAUCAUCUGGGAUGCUGAAACUCUGACCCCCCGUAAAUUAUUUACAAGACAUCGCGAUGCCGUCACCUCCCUUUCUUUUCGCAGAGGUACCGAACAACUUUUUUCUGGGGGAGCGGAUCGUGCUGUCUUAGUGUGGAGCGCUGCAGAAUCUGCCUAUGUCGAAACGCUACAUGGACACGAAGACGCAGUCGCAGGGGUUGCAGGUGGUCUCGAAGUGAAUCAAGAAACUUGCGUCAGUGUUGGCUCGCGAGAUCGCUCAGCCAGGUUAUGGAAGGUGGUUGACGAGAACCAACUAGUCUUCCGUAGUGGUGGCACUGCAAGACAAAAAGGUAUGGAUAAACUGCGUCGGGACCGCUUUGGAGACAGGGGCAAGAAAGAUGAGUCCCGCACGCAAAAUGAAGCGACAGAUGCACAGGACCAAGAGGAGGAGAUCAUCAAUUACGCGGAGGGCUCUAUGGACUGCGUUGCUCUACUGGAUGCCGGACUAUUUGUUACUGGAUCUGACAACGGCGCACUAUCGUUGUGGUCUAUAAACAGGAAGAAGCCUGUAUUUGUUUUACCUCUUGCCCAUGGACGCGAUCCCUCGUUGCUGCCCGAAGAAAUGUCCGCAAACCACGAUGCCGCAGUCUCUGGACAGAAAGGGCCACGGCUGGCAAGAUACAUUACUGCAAUCGCUACUGUGCCGUUUGCAGACUUGAUUCUAACAGCAAGCUGGGACGGUUGGGUGAGGGCUUGGCGUGUGAGCGACGACAAGCGCGCAAUCGAGCCUGUGGGUAAGGUUGGAAGGGUUCCUCUCGAAAAUGAUGAGGAUGGAAUGGCCAACGGUAAUGGUCAUGAUGGAGAGAACGGUGUUCUUAUCCGAGGAAUCGUAAACGGACUCUCUGUACAAGAAAGAGGUGACCGUGGCCAAGAUGGACUUUGUGUCGUAGCUGCUGUGGGCAAGGAGCCUCGACUAGGACGAUGGAUGGCUGGUAAAGUGCCCAACGGCAUCUACAUCUUUGAGAUUUCGAAGAAAGCUGUUGCCAAUGGUUUAUCAGAGGACGAGGAGGAUGAGGAUUAA
Periconia digitata is the source of this 1868-nucleotide messenger RNA. The record is from the annotation of a GenBank genome assembly. Lineage: Eukaryota; Fungi; Ascomycota; Dothideomycetes; Pleosporales; Periconiaceae.